Molecule: messenger RNA, 660 nt
Organism: Manis pentadactyla (Chinese pangolin)
Lineage: Eukaryota; Metazoa; Chordata; Mammalia; Pholidota; Manidae
Gene: PVALB
Product: parvalbumin
Exons: 5
Coding region: 91-474 (127 amino acids)
Cellular component (GO): cytoplasm; nucleus
Molecular function (GO): calcium ion binding
Source: RefSeq, a predicted model, not a curated record
CACUGCAGCGCUGGUCAUAUGAGCAGAAAUGAUGAGAAAAGCACUUUUUAAUCUUUUCGCACUUGCUCUGCCCGCUCAAACAGUUGCAGGAUGUCGAUGACAGAGUUGCUCAGCGCUGAGGACAUCAAGAAGGCAGUGGGGGCGUUUACCGCUGCCGACUCCUUUGACCACAAAAGGUUCUUCCAAAUGGUCGGCCUGAAGAAGAAGAGCUUGGGCGACGUGCAGAAGGUGUUCCACAUCCUGGAUAAAGACAAGAGUGGCUUCAUCGAGGAGGAUGAGCUGGGAUCCAUCCUGAAGGGCUUCUCCCCAGAUGCCAGAGAUCUGUCUGCAAAAGAAACCAAGGCUCUGAUGGCCGCUGGAGACAAGGACGGGGACGGCAAGAUCGGGGUGGAAGCAUGCUGUAGACAAGAGCUGCACACCCAGAUAUGGAAACUUGCAACCUUAGAAUUCUCCACUCUGGUGGCUGAAAGCUAAGAGGCCCUGACUGCCCCAGGUCUUACGCUUCUCUGCCCCGAACACCCCGUCUCGGCUCUUCUUGCCACCCUCCUAUGUUUCUGUUCAGUGUAUGUUAUUUUUUACUCCCCCCACCCACUGUGGCCCUCAAAUGACACCAUCCUUCUGGAAAAUACUGGAGAAACAAUAAAGGCUGUACCAAUCAGA